UUCUGUAUAAUUUAGAUGGAUAGGAAGCAGCAACUUUUCAUUUACACAGCUGCAGCGUACACGUUACUUUCGAUGAUGGCCAUGAUUAUUCAAUCUAGAAAAAGAAAACGCCGUGAACCUGUAGAACCAAUUACCUAUGCUCCAAUUGAGGAGAGGGAUAGAAUGAGAAUUGAGUAUCUGAAUAAUAAGAUAUGGAAGAAUGAUGUAACUUGUGUCAAUAUGCUUAGACUUAAUAGAGCAUCUUUUUUCCGAUUUUGUAAGCUUUUUAGGGACCGGGGCCUUUUGCAAGACACCAUACAUUUGUGUGUUGAGCAGCAGGUUGCAAUGUUUUUAAACACAGUAGGUCACAAUAUUCGAAAUAGGUUAGUUGGCACCAAUUUUGAUAGGUCCGGUGAAACUGUUAGUCGGUAUUUCAACAAAGUAAUGCACGCUAUUGGAGAGCUACGAAACGACUUCAUUACACCACCGUCGACAUCAACUCCAGCUAAAAUUGCAGGAAACCCAAGAUGGGAUCCUUACUUUAAGGAUUGUAUUGGAGCAAUAGAUGGCACACACGUGCGGGCCUCUGUUCCUAAACACAAGGAGGCUUCCUUUCGUGGUAGAAAGAGUUAUCCUACUCAAAAUGUCAUGGCAGCUGUAGAUUUUAAUCUUCGAUUCACAUAUGUGUUGGCCGGUUGGGAGGGGACAGCCCAUGACGCUCUAGUCUUACGGGAUGCUUUAGAGAGGGAAAAUGGUCUUCGUGUUCCACAAGGCAAGUUCUACCUAGUUGAUGCCGGAUAUGGAGCCAAACCUGGAUUUCUGCCCCCUUUUCGUGGUGUUCGGUACCACUUGAACGAGUGGGGCAACAAUCCUGUGCAAAAUGAGAAGGAAUUAUUCAAUCAUAGGCACUCAUCGUUGAGAGUCACUGUUGAGCGGGCAUUUGGUGCGUUGAAGAGGAGAUUUAAAAUUCUUGAUGAUGCCACACCAUUCUUUCCCUUCUCUACACAAGUAGAAAUUGUGGUUGCUUGUUGUAUUAUUCACAACUGGGUUAUACAAGAUGGAGGUGAUGACUUUAUCAUUGAAGCGAGUGAGGAAUUGGAUACCAUUAAUCAUCAUACAUCUUCUCAUGGACAAGCAGGGAUGGACACAGAGGCAAGCGGUGCAAAAGCUGCUAGUGGACUGUGUCAAUGGACUCCAACUCAGUCCACAUUUGUGCUCACCUUUCUUACUAAUAUUGUAGCUGAUGGCACUAGGACCUCUACCGGCUUCAAGAAAGUUCAUCUCAACGCUUGUGCUAAGGCUCUCAACGAUCAUUUUAAACUGACAAGAACAGGUGAUCAAGUUAGUAAUCACUUGAAGACAUGGAAAAAGAAAUAUGUUAGAAUCAACUAUCUUAAGAAUUUGAGAGCUGCUCUUUGGGAUGAAGAUGAAUUCAUUAUCUCUCUAGAUCAUGACCACUACAAAGGGCAUAUGGCGGAUCCAAAAAAUAAAGCUGAUGAUGAAUAUGUGGCAGAACCAACCUGA
This is a messenger RNA of Panicum hallii, 1503 nucleotides long. RefSeq lists its product as uncharacterized. The coding region runs from base 16 to 1503 and encodes 495 amino acids. The record is from RefSeq and is a predicted model, not a curated record. NCBI's taxonomy places the organism in Eukaryota, Viridiplantae, Streptophyta, Magnoliopsida, Poales, Poaceae. The transcript is spliced from 5 exons.